Messenger RNA from Microthlaspi erraticum, 294 nucleotides. NCBI's taxonomy places the organism in Eukaryota, Viridiplantae, Streptophyta, Magnoliopsida, Brassicales, Brassicaceae. The record is from the annotation of a GenBank genome assembly.
AUGGCCGACGAAGCAGCUCGCGCUCACGCCGCUGAAGUGGCGCGCGCUCACGAAGAAGGACGAGAUCCACCUCCUCCUCCUCCUAACCCUGCUGGAGAUGUGAAUGCACAACCCCAAGCCAGAGCACCCACAAUCGGAGACUAUGACUCUGCCGAUGCUUUCUUCAUGGAUAGAAACCCUAUCCAUCCACCACUUCCUGCAAGGAAUGACUAUGAGAUCAAGCCUCAUAUCAUAGCAUGUAGUGGGAUGGUCGUUUGUGGCCGUCCGUCCCGUCUAUGUCUUGACCGUGCUUAG